Monodelphis domestica (gray short-tailed opossum) is the source of this 1986-nucleotide messenger RNA. It is a transcript of the gene LHX8, whose product is annotated as LIM homeobox 8. Lineage: Eukaryota; Metazoa; Chordata; Mammalia; Didelphimorphia; Didelphidae. Gene Ontology annotation, biological process: regulation of transcription by RNA polymerase II; neuron differentiation; forebrain neuron development. Gene Ontology annotation, cellular component: nucleus. Gene Ontology annotation, molecular function: RNA polymerase II transcription regulatory region sequence-specific DNA binding; DNA-binding transcription factor activity, RNA polymerase II-specific. The record is from RefSeq and is a predicted model, not a curated record.
GGAGGUGAAGCAGCUCAUCCAGGAAAAGACUCCCCGCCCCCCGCUUCCCCGCCCCCCGCACCCCCUCCCUCCCUCCCUCCGAGGAAGGUUCCACCCCCUGCAAAACCGAACUUGGCUUUUUUUCCUUGCUGGAGGAGCUGCCCUCAGUGAGGCAGCGAAGGGCUUUGGGAGGAGGCGCUCGCAGCCUGUCGGCGAUCCCCAAGGCCUCCCUGGCCCCGGCCGGCCCGCUGGCUCGCUUUGCCUCUGGCUUUCUCGGUUCCCCCCUUUUCCAGUCGUUCCGGGUGCCGGCUGGGGGAGCGCGCGACAGGCGGCAGAGCGCCGUGGGCCCUGCGCGGAGGUGGUAUGUGAGAGCGGCUCGGGGCUGGGCCAUGUAUUGGAAGAGCGAGCAGAUGUUCGUGUGUAAGCUGGAAGACAAGGACGUGCCCGAGCUGCCUGUUCCCACGGAGAAGUUCCCCAGGCUCAUGUCUGAGGAGUGCGGGCGUACUGCAGCCCUGGCGGCGGGGAGGACACGGAAGGGCGCCGGGGACGGGGGUCUGGUGAGCCCCGAGGGCGCGGGCGACGAAGACUCGUGCCCGUCCUCCGCCCCGCUGUCGCCGUCCUCGUCGCCUCGGUCCAUGGCCUCGGCGCCCGGCUGCCCCCCGGCCAAGUGCGUGUGCAGCAGCUGCGGCUUGGAGAUCGUGGACAAGUACCUGCUCAAGGUGAACGAGCUGUGCUGGCAUGUGCGCUGCCUCUCCUGCAGCGUCUGCAGGACCUCCUUGGGGAGGCACACCAGCUGCUACAUCAAAGAUAAGGACAUCUUCUGCAAACUGGAUUACUUCAGAAGAUACGGGACGCGCUGCUCCCGCUGCGGCAGGCACAUCCACUCCACCGACUGGGUGCGCAGGGCCAAGGGCAACGUCUACCACCUGGCCUGCUUCGCCUGCUUCUCCUGCAAGCGGCAGCUCUCCACCGGCGAGGAGUUCGCCCUGGUGGAGGAGAAAGUCCUGUGCCGGGUGCACUACGACUGCAUGAUGGACAACCUGAAGAGAGAGGUGGAGAACGGGAACGGGAUCAGCGUGGAGGGCGCGCUGCUCAGCGACCAGGACGUCAACCACCCCAAGCCGGCCAAGAGGGCGCGGACCAGCUUCACUGCCGACCAGCUGCAGGUUAUGCAAGCCCAGUUUGCUCAGGACAACAACCCCGAUGCCCAGACGCUCCAGAAACUGGCAGAGAGGACGGGCUUGAGCAGACGAGUGAUCCAGGUCUGGUUCCAGAACUGCCGGGCGCGCCACAAGAAGCACGUCAGCCCCAACCACUCUUCCACGGCCCCGGUGACGGCGGUGCAGCCUUCGCGGCUGUCUCCCCCCAUGCUAGAGGAAAUGGCCUACUCUGCGUACGUGCCCCCGGACGGGACGAUGCUCACGGCCCUCCACAGCUACAUGGAUGCUCCCUCGCCGACGGCGCUCGGACUCCAGGCCUUGUUACCCCACUCGAUGACGCAGCUGCCCAUAAGUCACACCUAACUGCUUUUCUUUCAGGGGGGUGACGCGCAGGCAUUUAUUGUGUAUUAAGUAUCGUUGAAAGAGGUUCAUGUGCGGUUUUUUUAUUUAACACCCCAAGCGUCUUGGAGACCGUUCGGCGCCAGGUACGUACGUCCGUCCGUGCGGUCGGCCCGUCCCUAGAGCCGGCCUGCAGCAAAGACGCUUUGGGGCGCUCUUGCCCCUCUCGAGAGCGAGCGCCGUGGACGCGAAGAUGCCGCCCCCCCACUGUCGGCCCUAGUGUGUCCCCGUUAAUUUAUUCGUCGUCCCAGAGCACUUUGCGGCAGAGGACUGAGCAGCGCGAGCCGCCCCCGCCCGUGUGGCCCCUCCUUCGUUUGCCCUGUAAGUUAUUGUUGUAAGCGGCGGCCUCGCUGUGGACCUCGCUUGGCCGCCCGCCGGAUCCGCCACUGCCGUUUCUUUGGGCCUCCUCCAACGAGAUGAAUAAAGCUUCUGUUGUAGCAUGCCAGGU